Molecule: messenger RNA, 2203 nt
Organism: Lotus japonicus
Lineage: Eukaryota; Viridiplantae; Streptophyta; Magnoliopsida; Fabales; Fabaceae
Product: pectinesterase-like
Exons: 2
Coding region: 192-1922 (576 amino acids)
Biological process (GO): cell wall modification
Molecular function (GO): pectinesterase activity; pectinesterase inhibitor activity
Source: RefSeq, a predicted model, not a curated record
UUGUGGUAGAUUUGUCUAUUACACUAAUAAACUAAUCAUAUCACCUUCCCACACAAGAAACCAAUAAAGGGGAGGAAAUCUAUAUAUACUUUUCAUCCUUCCUAACUGUGCUUUUCGUUUAUUCCUGGUAGAAUAAGUACAAGAUAAAAAAUCUCAAGAAGAGGAAAAAAAAAAAGAAAAAAACCAAAACCAUGAAUACAAAAAUAAUUGCCUCUGGUGUAUCCCUCAUCCUGGUGGUGGGUGUUGCCAUUGGCGUUGUGGUAGUUGUUAACAAAAAAGACACAACUGAUCCUGUGGUAGCAGCACAACAAAAAUCCGUGAAGUCAAUGUGUGAGGGAACCGAAGACCCUAAGCUCUGUCACGACACUCUCAGCACCGUGAAACCCACCAACUCCUCUGACCCGAACGCUUAUAUAGCGGCAGUGGUGGAAGCAACCGCCAAGAGCGUCAUCCAAGCCAUGAACAUGAGCGACAGGCUCACGGUGGAUCAUGGCGGCAAGGACCCCGGCAUGAAAAUGGCCCUUGACGACUGCAAGGACUUGAUGCAGUUCGCCAUAGAUAGUCUCGAGUCCGCGACUAAUCUAGUCCGUGACAACAACAUACAAGCUGUUCAUGAACAGACCCCUGACUUCAGGAACUGGUUGAGCGCUGUCAUGUCAUACCAACAAUCUUGCAUGGAAGGGUUUGAAGAUGGGAAAAGUGGUGAGGAAGCGGUUAAGGGACAAUUGCAAGAGGGUAGUUUGGACCAGAUGGGGAAGCUCACUGGGAUAGCCCUUGACAUUGUCUCGGACUUGUCCAGGAUUCUUCAGACCUUUGACUUGAAGCUGGACCUAAACCCUGCUUCUCGUCGCCUUCUAGAGGCUGAGGAGGUUGACCAUGAAGGGCUCCCCUCAUGGUUUUCUGGUGCUGAUCGGAAGCUGUUAGGGAAGAUGAAGAAGGGAGGUAAGGUGACACCGAAUGCCGUGGUUGCUAAAGAUGGAAGUGGUAAAUUUAAAACCAUUGCGAGUGCUAUUGCCUCGUACCCGAAGGGGUUCAAAGGAAGAUACAUUAUCUAUGUCAGGGCUGGGGUUUAUGAUGAGUACAUCACCGUCCCCAAACAAGCUGUGAAUUUGCUCUUGUAUGGAGAUGGCCCUACAAGGACCAUUGUCACUGGUCACAAGAACUUUGUAGAUGGUGUGAAGACAAUGCAAACUGCCACCUUUGCCAAUACUGCUGUAGGAUUCAUCGCCAAAUCAAUGGCAUUUGAGAACACAGCCGGUCCCGCCAAACACCAAGCAGUUGCCUUCCGGAACCAGGGAGACAUGUCAGCUUUCUUUGACUGCGCCAUGCGCGGCUUCCAAGACACCUUGUACGUCCAAGCGAAUCGUCAAUUCUACCGCAACUGUGAAAUCUCUGGCACGGUGGACUUCAUCUUUGGCGCCUCGGCGACCCUCAUCCAGAAUUCUAGAAUCAUCGUGCGGAAGCCAGGACCCGGCCAGUUCAACACUGUGACCGCAGACGGCACAAAACAAAGAAACAUGGCCACAGGGAUCGUGAUCCAGAAUUGUGAGAUAGUUCCGGAAAGGGCCUUGUUCCCUCAAAGGUUUCAGUUCAAGUCGUAUCUUGGAAGGCCAUGGAAGGCUUAUGCUAAAACAGUGGUCAUGGAGUCGAAUUUGGGUGAUUUUAUUCAGCCAGUAGGGUGGAGUGUUUGGGAAGGGAAUCAGUUUCUCGAUACAUUGUAUUAUGCUGAACAUGCUAACGUGGGACCUGGCGCUAACCUUAAAAGAAGGGUUAGGUGGAAGGGUUACCAUCCCAAUAUUAAUAAGAAUGAGGCUGCACAAUUCACUGCUGGCCAGUUCCUCAGAGCUGGACCUGCUGGAAGAGCUGAGGAUUGGUUGAAGGCUACUGGCGUUCCUUUCACAGUUGGUUUUGUCAAAGGUUAAAAGGCACGCGAGUUUUAGUAUUUUAGAUCAAUCAAUGAGAGAAUGAUGCUGCGCGAAAAUCUUCGCGGUUGGGGAUUUGUUUUUAGCUGUAGUUGUGUAAUUUUAUGUACACAAAUCUAUCUAGUUAUGUAGAACAAGCUAGCUAAGCUUCAUUCGUUUUCAGCAGACUUCGAUUCUACUUGGAAGCUUUUACUUUGAAGCUCAGGUGGAAUCAUCUUGUACAUGCGGUUUGGAAGCAUGGGAGAAUUGUACAGAUAAUGAUAUUGAAGACUUCUAGAAAA